CCCGCCCAGCCGGCCCCGGGCGGCCCGCGGAAUUGAUGAGGGGAAAAAAUUGCUUUUAAAUAAAUAUUUAUCACGUGUUGAGAAACAAGUCAAUAAACCUGCCCAAAAGCUGAUGUCAUCAGAAACGCCAACAGAAAGUCCAGAGGUGCCAACAGAAAAUACCAUGUCCCCUGAAGCUAUGAAUGUGGGAAGAAAGGUGAAGUCAAGUGACAGUCCAGUAGAGAGACAGGAGGCAGGAUCAGACAAGGAAGAAUGCCUUGAGCCCAUGUCCAAGAGGCAAUGGAAGAAGCUAUUGAAGCAGAAACAGUGGGAAGAGCAGAAAGAUCUACGGAGGCAGAAACGAAAAGAAAAACGCCAAAAGAGAAAACUAGAACGUCAGUCAAAAUUGGACUCCAAUAGUGAAGAGAGCGACCGGAAGCGCCUGCGAAGGGAAGUUGUUCCUAGCACACUUCGCCUCAUUGUGGACUGCAGCUUUGAUGACCUGAUGGUGCUAAAGGAUGUUAAGAAGCUUCACAAACAAAUCCAGAGGUGUUACGCAGAAAACCGGAAAGCAUUUCAUCCUGUGCAGUUUUACUUGACCAGCCAUGGGGGACAGUUGAAGAGCAACAUGAAUGAAAAUGACAAAGGAUGGGUGAACUGGAAGGAUAUCCAAAUCAGAACAGAGCACUAUAGUGAGGUCAUAAAGAAAGAAGACCUAGUAUAUCUUACCUCAGAUUCCCCAGAUGUUCUUAGUGAGCUUGAUGAGAAGAAGGCCUAUGUGAUUGGAGGACUGGUGGAUCACAAUCACCACAAGGGAAUUACUUACAAAAAAGCUGUGGAGCAGGGAAUUGGUCAUGCACAGCUCCCACUUGGAAACUUUGUCAAGAUGAACAGUCGGAAAGUGUUAGCUGUCAAUCAUGUGUUUGAGAUCAUCCUUGCAUACCUGGAGAAGAGAGACUGGAAGGAGGCCUUUUUCAGUGUCUUGCCACAGCGGAAAGGGGCUGUUCCUUUGGGAGAAGCUAAUGAUUUGUCCAAACAUGCUCCGUCUGGAAAAGAAGAUGAAGACAAUGACUCGGGCAGAAACUAGCCUUCAGAAUGAGAUGACAGGGAAGGAGACGUGCAGUUCAUGGGAUGAAACUGAGACAUGAAGUAGUUAUACUUCAAAGACCAUCUGCUGCCCUUGUGAUACUGAAUUGUCUCAAUGCACAAUAGUUCCAUAGUUGGCCCAGAGCUGUUUCUGGACAUAAGGGGUCCCUGAAACUUACAUAUUAGUAGUUUUUUUUCUAAAGAAAUAAAUUAAUGCCAAAUACAGAAUU
Apus apus (common swift) is the source of this 1295-nucleotide messenger RNA. It is a transcript of the gene TRMT10A, whose product is annotated as tRNA methyltransferase 10A. Gene Ontology annotation, cellular component: nucleus; cytosol; nucleoplasm. Gene Ontology annotation, biological process: tRNA N1-guanine methylation. The coding region runs from base 113 to 1066 and encodes 317 amino acids. The transcript has 8 exons. Lineage: Eukaryota; Metazoa; Chordata; Aves; Apodiformes; Apodidae. Gene Ontology annotation, molecular function: tRNA binding. The record is from RefSeq and is a predicted model, not a curated record.